UCAUAAGUUAAUAACUGAACAAAUAGGUAGCUACACCUACCCUUGGACUUGGGUAAAUAUCAACAAGGUUUAUUGCAGUGCGGCGCAAAUAAACAGCAGUGUUUAGCGCCGGCCAAGUUGGUAAGAAUGAGUGGAUUCUACGCAUCGACAUCACAUUCGGGCUGCGAGUUUGAAUAUUCAUUACAUAAUGAGCAAAUGAGCGUCGGCAAUCGGCCGCCGCCGACGCCGGUUGCUUUCACUCGCGGCGCUAUUAAUUACGAACAUGAUUGUGUUCGUUCGCGUCUAUUUACACAACUGUUUCGACUGCUAAAAGAUAAAGAAAUAAGUAAAGCGCUACAUGCCACUCCUAUCUUAUCGGGACCACUCUAUUGAUCACUCAUCAUUAUAUCGCGAACGGCCCGCCUUAUACGGACGACCGGACCACCUUUAUUGUCCAAUUUAACGUGUAGACGUGUACUCUUUUAUAGGCGCGAUGUUACCGGUGAAGUCAUAAUGUGUGCCGUAUAAAAAUAGAAAUACAGUGUUUGCAGGAAAAUAGUAUCAAUAACAAAAGUGUUGUGGUUUGUUAUCGAACGGAAAUGGCGGCCAAAUCGCCUACGACGAGCGUGAAGUUGCGAGAGAUGAUCGGAGGCGACCAGUUCAGUCAGCGGCGCGAGGUUUUCGACAAGCACGACAGCGCGUUCGUGCCGCUGCCCUCGCCACCCGCCGCGAUCACCACCAACCACGGGGCGACCACGAGCAACUUCAAGCGCAACACCGCCGGCUACUCCAGCAUGCGCGAGACGAGGAGCGAGGACCGCCACUACGACUUCCGGCCGCGCAAGUACUCCGACAACUUCACCUCCGAGCUCAACCAGAGCGACGAUGUCGACUACAGGUACAGCAUGGCCGAGAGAAACAGGCGGCUCUCCAAGCUGCGGCGGGACUUCCUCAAGUCCAACUUACACGAACCGGGAGAGGGGACGCUCACACGCAGCGGCGUCCGCGCCUCGUUACCGACUACCAAUACAGUGUCUUCAAUAAAGUAUAAAAUUGAAAAUAUAAACAUAUACAAAUUUCCAUUCGCCGAGCCGUACUCGACGCCGACGCCGACUAGACGUGUAGUUGUUGACUUAGGAUCGCCGACUGAUGAAGGUGCUAACAAAGAAAAUAGCACACCGUCUCCAGAUAAACCGAAACAUCAGAGUUUGCCGAAUGAAUCGCCUGGAUCGCCUAAAUUUGAUCACCAAAAGCUGUACGAGGAACUAGUGAAACGUUAUUCACCAACGCGCAAGCCUGUGAACUGGACUCUGCCACCGACGAGACCGAAAGUGGUCGGCUCAGUUCCUAAAUCCACUUCGAGUGCAGCCGAUAGCAUCGACAGCACUGAUAAGAAAUAUUCCGAAGCGUCUAACGCUGAUACGGACGAAGUUUUUGAGAAAAAAGAACAUGAAAUCAAAGUAAAUACACAAAGCCCUACGACUAAUGAAAAUGUAGAGCAAAACAGAGUGGAGGAUAUUAAACCCAAUAUCGAAAUACUACAUAACGGUCCCGAAGUUAGUGAAAAUGAAUAUGAACCCGACAAAAAAGAAAAUGUUAAGAAAGCCAAUGAUUCCAAAGUUUCCCUAUCUGAAUUAGAGGAGAACGACGUGGUUCCAGAACUGUCGACGUUCAAAAGACAACUAAGCAGAGAAUCUGCAAAGAAAAUUCCAGCCGAUAGUAAAAUUGUCGAUUUAACCAUUCCAGCGUUGUUAGAAAAAAUGGCAGAGGAGAGUGAACGAGCGCAAAACCAUAAAACCGAUGGGAAAAAAGUGAAGAGAAAGCGAAGUUUCUUAGACAAACUUUUAGGGCGUAACAAAGGAGUUAAAACGGAGAAAACAUCCAAAUAGCAACAAUAUUGGAACAUCACAGCCCUGCCAAAGAUUAUUUCAAGUUUGGAAGAACAAUGCAAGGAUGAUCGUAAGGUGGUUUUUUUAUUUAAUAA
Messenger RNA from Maniola jurtina (meadow brown), 1963 nucleotides. RefSeq lists its product as uncharacterized. NCBI's taxonomy places the organism in Eukaryota, Metazoa, Arthropoda, Insecta, Lepidoptera, Nymphalidae. Bases 579 to 1868 code for a protein of 429 amino acids. The record is from RefSeq and is a predicted model, not a curated record. The transcript is spliced from 2 exons.